CGCGACAGGAAGUGAUGCUUCUGGAGCCGGUUUGGCAUCAGGUGUGGGAAACACCUGACAUAUCGCUUCACAAAGUGUAUUAAAAUAACUUUAACUGGAUUUUCAGUAUUAGGUAAGCAUUGCUGUAUGAUUACGCAUUUACCCAUCUUUGGAAUUAAUGUCCUAAAACUUUUUUUAUACAUAACGUAAAACGUCACUUGUUGUCAAACAGUCCUCUGUUUAAUGUAGCAGACAACAAAAACUGUCGUGUAAGUAAUUAAAAGACGCUUAUCUCCUUGUCACGUGCGAACUUUUCUCUCUAAAACCCCUCCCGUCCCUUGGUAUACCGCUGGCUGAUAACCGUGCAGCGCGCGGCGCGAGCGCAACUGCCAACUCAGUCCCCUCUCGGAUGUCGUGCGGAGUGGACGUACUGCCGUCCAUAACUUCGAUAAUUCCAAAAAUCUCAGUGAUGUGAUACCAUGAACGUGAAUUGUGCAAGUGGAUGAGUGCCCGAGAAUUUCAGUUUUAUUUCAUGUGAGCAAUCAAGGCACUCUGCCUAUGCCCGGAUCUUGCCGAUACCGUUGUGUCGCGCUCCGAUGAUUCGGUUAAUAACUUGUGGAUCUACAGUGACUGUGUAAUAGUGGCUUUGCUAAGAUUUAGCGCCGUGGAAAGUUCACUUACCUUGGACGGCUAACAAACGAUAAUUAAAGCGUAACUGUGAUAUGAUACUGUGAAUAUAAUGGUAUAUUGCAUCUAGUUGAAUAAGUGUAUGACAUGCAUUUUGAUUGAUGAUGGAAAGGAAACUUACUCGCGAAGACUUCAUGCGGAAAAGCUUCCGCGCUCCCAGGGUGUCGCCGGCGCCCGACAAUCCAGAACCCUCCGUGAAUGGGGCGCCGCCGCCCUCACCCGUAUCUCUCGCUAUGUUGGAAAGAAUCCCUCCCCAAAGGACACAGUAUGAAUUCACAUCGGCAGGUAUCGCUCCCAAGCGACUCGAAAUCAGUAGAGCACACCCGAUUCAUCUGAAAUCAUUCCAAGCUCCCGAACCGCCUGAUGAAAACGCACCGACUCCGCCUUCCGACGAAGUCCUGCGUAAAUUAGAGAGACAAAUCGGUGAAAUGGAACGUGGCUUAGAGAGAGCUCAAAAUGGGAAUGUGGCAGUCGAUGAGAGAGUCCGAUACGCCGAACACGAGAAUCUUUUGCGUACUGGAGUGUCCUCCGUUGGUGGUGGUGGUUACUUAGCAGUAGAUUCUGACACAGAACAUGACGUGGCACCGUUUAAUAGAAACGAGAGUACGAGAAGUAGCACUGGAGGUGCGACUCCGGUGCCCCGUCCGGCCACCAGACUGGCGAGAACCAAUUCAGAUACGCAACAGCAUUCGGUGGCUGCUACUGCAAGACUGAUGAGGAAACUCGCCGAUGGUGGUACUAAAGAUGAGAAAGUCAAAAUUAUUUCGCGGAAGGCGUUGCAUGCUCAGAUGGAACGUGUGAAGAACUCUGUUGUUGGGUCCAAGAAUGAGCACAGAGUGCUCGCGGAACACAGGGCUGAUCCGCCUUCAUCGAGGACUCCCACAUCACCAGUAUCUCCUAGAUCUUCAAGCCAGGUGAAGUCGUCGUCGACCAAGAUGGGCGGCGGCGGCGGGGGCUCCGCGGAGGGCGGCGGCACGCGCGUCUCCCGCUCGCGCGCCUCCGAGGAACCGCACAUUGGGAAGUACAAGUUACUGAAGACCAUCGGCAAGGGCAACUUCGCCAAGGUGAAACUGGCGAAGCACGUACCCACCGGCAAGGAGGUGGCCAUCAAGAUCAUCGACAAGACCCAGCUCAAUCCGGGCUCGCUGCAGAAGUUGUUCCGAGAGGUGCGGAUAAUGAAGAUGCUCGACCACCCGAACAUAGUGAAGCUGUUCCAGGUCAUAGAGACGGAGAAAACUCUGUAUCUCGUCAUGGAGUACGCUUCCGGAGGGGAGGUUUUCGACUAUCUAGUUCUGCACGGGCGCAUGAAGGAAAAAGAGGCGCGAGCCAAAUUCAGGCAAAUUGUGUCCGCGGUGCAAUAUUGUCACCAGAAACGGAUUAUACACAGGGAUCUCAAGGCGGAGAACUUACUCCUCGAUGGGGAGAUGAACAUAAAGAUCGCGGAUUUCGGUUUCUCUAACGAGUUCACGCCGGGCGCAAAACUGGACACUUUCUGCGGCAGCCCGCCCUACGCCGCGCCGGAACUGUUUCAAGGCAAAAAGUACGACGGUCCCGAGGUGGACGUUUGGUCGUUGGGCGUGAUCCUGUACACUUUGGUCUCGGGUUCGCUUCCCUUCGACGGCUCCACGCUCAGGGAACUAAGGGAACGGGUGUUACGUGGGAAAUACAGAAUACCCUUCUACAUGUCGACCGACUGCGAGAAUUUACUCAAAAAAUUCCUCGUACUGAAUCCAGCGAAGAGAGCAUCUCUCGAAAGCAUUAUGAGGGACAAAUGGAUGAACACUGGCUACGAAGAAGACGAACUACGGCCAUAUGUCGAGCCCCAACAGGACUAUAAGGACCACAAACGGAUAGAGGCGCUGGUGUGCUUGGGUUACAAUCGGCAAGAGAUCGAAUACUCUCUGGCGGAGGCGAAGUACGAUGACGUAUUCGCCACGUACCUACUGCUCGGAAGAAAAAGUACAGACCCGGAGUCAGACGGCAGCCGGUCGGGGUCGUCUCUCUCAUUACGGACCGCCGCCGCCCCGCCCGCCGCUCAACCGCAGCCCGCGCAAACCGUCGGUACGACGACUAGUGCGUCGAACAACACGACGGCCACAUCCACCACAACGACGACAAAUUUUAAGAGACAGAACACAAUUGACUCAGCAUCCAUAAAGGAAAACACAGCACGGAUCGCACAAAUGCAGGUGGCGAGUUCGACGCGGCCAACGAGUGCUCAACCCAAGCUAGAAGCGAGGUCUCGCACUUUGACCGGGGGCCGGGCUCCCACGCAUCACGCGCCCAAACCUGAGCCCGCGCACGAUUCACCUGCCUUGAACUCUGCGAUCACGACUGGCACGAACGCAGGGAGCGGCGCGCGCCGGGAGUUCCCGAACAACAACCCACUAGUGUUCCCGAGAAAUGUGCCCUCCCGGUCUACUUUCCACUCAGGCCAGACGCGGUCGCGGGGCGCUUCGGCGGGAGGUGCGUACGGUGACGGAGGCUCCCCGCACCAGGCGAGGCCUUCGUUCUUCUCCAAACUGUCCUCGAGGUUCUCCAAACGGCCAUUGGACGGCUCGACCCCGAAGCAUGCAGUAGGAGCUAGCCCACAAGCCAUGCUUGGGCAAGGUAAUGAAGAGCAGGUGAAGCCAAGAGUUCUUCGGUUCACGUGGAGUAUGAAAACCACCUCGUCCAGGGACCCUAAUGAGAUCAUGGCUGAGAUACGCAAGGUGCUAGACGCGAACAAUUGCGACUACGAGCAACGGGAGAGAUUCCUCCUUCUAUGCGUGCACGGUGACCCUAAUGCAGACUCGCUGGUUCAGUGGGAGAUUGAAGUUUGCAAGCUGCCUAGACUGUCGCUGAACGGCGUGCGAUUCAAGAGGAUAUCCGGCACAAGCAUCGGCUUCAAGAACAUUGCGUCCAAGAUCGCGAACGAGCUCAAACUGUGACUGCCCGGGAACGCCCCGCGCCGGCGCCGUCGCCGACGCACCUCCCCCACCCCUCCCCUCCUCCCCCAGCCUACCUUGUCCCCGCCCUCCCCUCCCUCCUCCAGCGACGAGUCCCCUAACCGCCCCACUCUACCCCUGCCACCCCCUCCACCCCCUAGAACGGACUCUUUACGCCUAUCAGCCGAAGAUAUGGUCUUCGUAGCGAAUGGAGGAAUGACCACCCCUUCGGGCGCUUUAGCGCACUUCCUAGCAGCUUAUACCCCAGCAGAGUUAUCUUUAGCCAGAAGCGAUUACUUAAGACCCCCACCCUCGCCGAGAACUCAAUUCUUACCGACCCCCCAACCCAGGUCUUCAUUGUCUCUGAGAACGGAAAGCGUAGAUGUGGAUAGGUCAAGAACGCUUCUAAGACCCAAAAUGCAACACCAGUCUUAUUCGUACAGCGUUCAUACUUUGAGGAGACAACCUAGGACUCGUUCGCCCCCUUGCGAUUGCUUACCCACAGAUCCUAUUCCACCGCCCGAGUUGUUUGACUUUUGAAUUUCCUGCGCGGAAUGAAACGCUUGGUGGUUAACUAAAUUCAAUUUUUGAAUAUCCUCUCCUCUGUACUUGAAGCCUUGAUGAAUUUGUUUUAACUUGUAGGCUAUGAAAUUUUGAAUUUCAUUCCAUGGAGUUUUGGCAAAUGUGUAAAACGGAUUUUUUCGAAGAUGGAAUGAUGUACAGCUUUUUACGAUAAACGUGAAAAAAUAAAUACGAAAAAAAAAUUAUUUAUCGGAAUCAAAAAUGUUUUAAAUGUGAUUCAAGUUGCACAUCAUUCGACUUAUAAAUGAUAUAAAAUUGAUAGAUUUGCGGUUUCGCUCGCGUCCUUUGCCAUCUGCGACGUGUAUUUCUAAAGAAAUGAGCUAGUGAAUGUACCUAGAAACAGUGACUUAAGAUGUUUAAUUUAUAGUAUCGAUAGAAUAGUGUUGGACAAUCAAGGAUGGUUUCAAUGUGCCAAUUGAAAACGUAUGAUGAGGACUAGAUAUGUGUUUAUACACUGAAUGUGACCACGAUCGGUGAUGAAACCGAUUUUUUUGUAAUGUUUUAAAACAAAAAAUAUAAGUACUUGUAAACUGAAUUCGAUUAUUUAAAGGUUUAAAUGUGAAUCCUGUCUCAAUUUACGCCACUUGUAAUAUAAUUUUACUCGAUACGAUGGAUUUUUUAAUAUCUUUUUUCCCCUGUAGAUAAGUCGGCCGACGGACGACAAGCGCGCAGUUUGUUAGUUCCGAUCAACGUGUUUUUUUAAUUGUUUUUAAUUUAUAUUUACGGUUGUUUCGAGAAUUUUCGAAUGUUAGGAAAUUGUUUAUUUUCUUCUUUUUUUUUAACUUUUUGAAAGACAUUUUAUUCGCUCGCGUGUCGUUCGUCCGUCUGUUCGUGCUAUGCUUACCUAUCGCGUACACUACGUAUUUUUAAUCAUAUUGUAAUAAUGUACAAAGUGAGUUCGCGCUCAAUAAUACAAUUUAGCGUUAGUAAAUUAAUUAUAUUUUUUUCCAAUUGUAAUGACAAAUAUAAAUAUACUUACUACUUACAAAAAAAGUAAACAAUAUGGCUGUCGUCGAAUAGCGAUAUAAAUGUUCAUAAUAUAUCGAUUUAAUUACGUCACUGUAAGUCAGUAUAAUGCCACCAGUUUAUGUUGUUUGAUCCAGAUAUGAGGGCUCUUUAGAGACACGUAUUAACAUAAAAUGGUUGUAUAAUCUCGCGAUCGCCCACUGCGGUUGUCUCUUUCUAAUUGUAAGGCUGAAAUUAGAAAGUGUCAAAGUAAUGUCUUUUCCAAUUACUGUAACUUUACACAAAUCUAGAUGCAUCGUAGGUUUAAAAAAUAACCAUCACUAACUGGAAGAAAUUUAGACGUUUACUGUAUAUGUGAUGAAAGUAUUAUGGACUCUGUAGUUAUAGCAAUAAUGUUCAUUGUUCAUCGUGUCAAAUUGUAUGUCUCUAUUUUUGAUUUGGGUUCCUUUACGAACGCAUUCUCAGCCUGCGGUUUGGUCAUUAACAAUUUUCGGUUUUUCGUGAUUUGGUGUGAUUUGCUUUCUCGAUUUUUCUAUUCGUGUGUGAUGUUUCGCAUACUUACUAGGUGAUAAAUAAAUAUUAUACUUAAAAAAAAAUAGUUUGUAUGUAUGCAUGUACGUGUAAGCUGUGCGGCGAUCGCGUCUCCUUUUCUAUAAUAUAAUUAAGUGUAGUGUUAUUAUACUUUUACAUAAAAUCACAAACCUGACAUCUCGUUGCGUUCAAAUAAAAUCCGCCGCCGCCAUUUUGACGAUUCAAUGCAUGUCUUCGCAAUACAAGGUAUUAUUGACUGAGAAAUCGGUUUAGCGAUAUCGAUAAUAUUGUACUAUUAUUAAUCAUCACUUCACUAGUUGGGACUUUUCUAAAUGAUGUUAAUCGUAAUAGUGUGGUGAGGCAAGGGAGUUUUUGUAAAUGUUUAUUGUUAAAAAUGUAUAAUAAUUAUAACUAUAACUAUUAUAAUGAAACUCGUAAAAAUAAAGAUAUCUUGUCCUUGUAAUUUAAACGUGAGAUGCAUUGUAAUUAUUGUCUUUCAAUGUGUUUUCUUUUUCAAUUAUGAACUUAGAACUAAAAUAAAUCGUUUAAAGUACUUAGACUUAAUUUUUCAUGUUUAUAUAGUUGUUACUUAGAUAUCUCCUUCGUGAAAUGAAAUGAAGUUUUGGCGCCAAUCAAUGUAACUCGCAAUAAUAAUAUAACAACGCCUUACGCGAAUCGUGUUACUUUAUAAUAUAUUUAAACUAAAUUUUAUCAUAUAAAACAAAAUGCAUUCUGUGCACCUGCUUAAGUACCAGUGAUAACAAUUUAUUAAAUAGACGAAGCAGGAUAGACUAUACAAAAGUUAAAAAUCAAGAGCUUUUUUUAUCUCACACACAAUUUUUGGUGUUAGUUAAAAUGGCGCGUAACUCCAAUGAAAUGGCGUCUUUAGAGUGUGUCCUAAUAUAGCAUGGUAAACGUGCGCGGCAAUAUAUCAUGUGAUAAUUAUCCAAUCAGAGCGUUGCUGCUGCUCGGAAACUGUGCUCUGAUUGGUCAAUUUUCGCAUUGUGUAACUGCGCGUAUUUUCCUUGCUUUAUUUGUACACAGCUUUACAAAAUGGCGGCGCGGUUCACCCCCCGGGUACAUAAUACUGUUUACAUACUGUAGUUAUAUAUUUAUAUAUAUAUGAGCUUUGUUUUACGAUAUAAUUUAGUGUAGAGCCGUUGCUCGAGUGCGCUCGGGUUCGGCGAGUGGUACGCCCUUUUGUGAGAUAUUCAAAUGGAAAUAAAUUUUAUUUUUAAUUCCAGUAAAGUAUUUUUUCUUAUUUCUUUACGUACAGAUCUUAAACUUACAGAAGCCCAAGCACAAUUUUUUGACAGCUCCAUAACUUAUCGUUAUUGUUAAAUUUUAUGUGGAAAAAGCUAGUUUUUUGUUACGUCCGAUAGGCGGCACUGCUUAGUUUUCAUAGAAACUUUUUCGCAAUUUGAAGCUUUGUUUGCUUUAAAAAUAGAUAAAUUAUAGAUUUAUUUUAUAUUGAAUGUGAUAUAUAUUCUGUGGGAAACUGACAUGCCAUUGUUGUCAUUUAAGUGCUUGGAAACUAUGAGUUUGGGAUCAAAUAGACAAAACCUUUAAUAAUAUUUUAUAAUCAAGUCUUUAUUAAUAAAAAUAAAACAACAACAAUAACUUUUUAUCUAAAACUCUUCUAAGAAUAAACAACUAGAAUAAUUUAAUACUUGAGUAUUGUAGAGACUUAUGAAAUAAAUCUUUGACUAUCAUUAAAUUCUGCCUUAUUAAUAUUUAAUCAAUGGGUUUCGUAUCGUCUUACCAAGUAGGUAUAACUAUUUGACAUUUUUAUCAUCACACUUUUCUUAACACACUUAUUUCAAAUACUAUUUUACAAUCAGGCCCCAAUGGUCUAAUUUCAACUACUAUCAUAAUACGUUUCAGGUUCGUUCCGACAUUAGAAAGGUACAAACUUCGACUAAGUACAAAUUAAACUUAGGAAAAAUGGGAAUCGUGGUUGAGAUACUAAUUAUUUUCAAAAUCCUAUUGACAGUAUGAAAAAUAAAGCACCAAUAGGGUAUUUGACAGUAUUAAAAAUA
Molecule: messenger RNA, 7711 nt
Organism: Chilo suppressalis (striped riceborer)
Lineage: Eukaryota; Metazoa; Arthropoda; Insecta; Lepidoptera; Crambidae
Source: the annotation of a GenBank genome assembly